GAGUCAAUCAGAUCUCCUCUAACGAGGAAACAGGGAAACGGAAAGAGACAGAAGGAGAGAAUCAAGGGUUGCUCCCAGGACUUUAACCUUUGAUCUCCUGAGAUUUGGGGAUCGAAUCGAAUUGAGUUCACAAUCAUUGCCCUCGAUUGCCAGUAAAAUUCGCAGUUUUGGUGCCAACCGGUUGAGACAUUGACGCAGCACCGAAUCCACACUGCAUCGCAACUCCGAAGCUAUUUUGGAUCAUUCCAUGUGAUGUCGAAGAAGCAUGCUCAGAGCUUUUGUCUGCUGUCAGCAUCAACCUGCAUACCUUCGUAGGCCUCUGGCAUGGCCAGGAGAUCCCCCCAUCCCCCUGCGGUCAAGAGGAAGCUCCACCACAGCCCUGUCCUGGCCCUUCUCAUUCUCCUGCUCCCUGCCCUCCUCGUCGUGAUCGUCUGCCACCGCCAGCAGAUAUCCUACUUCCUCCGCCCCAUAUGGGACACCCCGCCGCGCCCGUUCGUCCGCCUUCCGCACUACUACGCGCAGGACUUGCCGAUGGAUCACCUCUGCCGCCUCCACGGCUGGAGCCUCCUGCCCGCUCCUCGCCGCGUCUUCGACGCCAUCCUCUUCAGCAAUGAGCUCGACAUACUCGAGAUCCGGUACCGCGAGCUCGCUCCUUAUGUGCACAAGUUCGUGAUCCUCGAGUCGAACAUCACCUUCACGGGCAUCGCCAAGCCACUCUAUUUCGUCGAGAACUAUGGCCGGUUCGAGCUCCUGAGCUCGAAGAUAGUUCACGGAAUCUUCUCAGGCCAGGCCGAUCGCACGCCCGGCCGAGAUCCUUUCCAGCUCGAGUUCAAGCAGCGGGUAGCCCUGAACUCCCUCCUCCGCGUGUCAGGCAUCGCCCCUGGGGACGUCGUCAUCAUGUCCGACGCGGAUGAGAUCCCAAGCACUGAGACGAUCAAGCUCCUGCAGUGGUGCGAUGGCGUGCCGCCGGUGAUGCACCUGGAGCUGAGGCACUACAUGUACUCCUUCGAGUUUCCAGUGGACUAUAGCAGUUGGCGAGCCACGGCGCACAUGUUCCACCCGGGGACACGGUAUCGGCAUUCGAGGCAGACGGACCUGAUACUGGCGGACGCAGGCUGGCACUGCAGCUUCUGCUUCAGAACGAUGGAGGAGUUUGUGUUCAAGAUGACGGCGUACAGCCAUGCGGAUCGCGUGCGGCGAUCGAGCUUUUUGGAUAACUCGAGAAUUCAGAAAAUUAUCUGCGAAGGCAAAGAUCUGUUCGACAUGUUGCCCGAGGAGUAUAGCUUCCAGGAGCUGAUCAAGAAGAUGGGUCCAAUACCAAGAUCAGCUUCAGCAGUGCAUCUUCCGUCAUACCUGCUGGAGAAUGCUGAUAAGUUCAGAUUCCUGCUGCCCGGAGGAUGUUCAAGGUCAAAAUAGAUGCUUGAUUCUUGAUCCUGUCCCCAGAUUAGAGGAGAAAGAUCUUUGAGAGAAGUUGAGUUUGUCUUACUCGAUAAACAUGUCAUGAUCUCCAGAAAAUUGAUAUCCAGUAUGAACUCGGCACACAAGCAUUUUUCCUCGGGGAGACAUUUCAAGAAUCUGCAUCCAUAUCACAGAACAUAGGUAGUACCAUCAAUGGCAGCUUUCAACCACCAUCUGCAGAGCCACAUAUGCUUCAGUUGUUGAUCAUCCUUGCUGAAAAAACUGGAAAACAAUGAGAGCAAUUUGUUUGUAGAUGAGAAGUUGGUAGUUCUAGUGUUUUCAUGACUUGACAUCUCAAAUCUAAUUUUAUAUGCACAAUCAGAAAGAAUGACAAUAGUCAAAGUUCAAAGA
Molecule: messenger RNA, 1809 nt
Organism: Musa acuminata AAA Group (dessert banana)
Lineage: Eukaryota; Viridiplantae; Streptophyta; Magnoliopsida; Zingiberales; Musaceae
Exons: 4
Coding region: 325-1416 (363 amino acids)
Biological process (GO): protein N-linked glycosylation; N-acetylglucosamine metabolic process
Cellular component (GO): membrane
Molecular function (GO): beta-1,4-mannosylglycoprotein 4-beta-N-acetylglucosaminyltransferase activity
Source: RefSeq, a predicted model, not a curated record